AUGCCGGGUGCAAACUGUAGAAUCUACGGUUGUAGCGUAUCAAGACGGAAGAGAUAUAAAGAUAUCAGUAUCUUCAGUGUACCUAAAAUGGAUGAUGAAUUUCAUAACAACUGGAGAGCUAAGUUUGUUGCAGCAGUUACAAAAGAUCGUGUGGUAGAUGCCAGUCUUCGAAAACAAAUUGAAAACAAAUCUAUUGGCGUGUGCGAGUUACAUUUCACUCCAGAACAAGUUAUUGUUCAUCGUUCAAGAAAGUCUUUGGUCCCUGGCUCCAUACCUACACAAAACAUGCCAAAGAAGAGUAUACCGUCAAUAAGCUCAGCAUCUACAGAGGGUCGCAUGUCAUAUGCCUCUGUCACUACAAAAAGAGAGAUGGCUGCUAACAGCAUAACACAAGAACCUCCAACAUGCUACAAAACAUUUGAUGAGCUUGUAAAAAGAAGUCUUGCUUUGAAGCUGAAUGCACAGUGGAACAUUGAUGUGCUACCUGACCAGAGCAUGUUGGUAUCACAAAGACAGGCUCAGUUUACCAUAAGCUCAUUUGAGAUACAUGUAAAUGCUGAUUUGAUCUUUACUAUCAGAGUUUUCGGGUGGCUCAUUCCACAGGAAAAUAUACUUUACAGGAAGUAUUCAAGAAGCAUGGAAAAUGUCACUUUGUCAAGCUUGAUAUCUGAGUUAGAGCACAAUUUUAUCUGUUCUGGGAUAACACAAGCAGACCUACAAACUUCACAUGCUUUCAUUCAUCAUAUUGUCCCAAUGCAAUUUGAUUACAUGUCAAGUAGCAGUACUCCGCUUUGCCAAAAAGUAUUUUAUAGGUCACCUGGUUGCUUGAUAAUUGUUAUCAAAGAUGGGGAUACAUGCACUGAAUGUUGCCAAUUGUUAAAGAAGGAAACAAAAUUGCUCAAAAGAAAGAGAGAAAACCUUGCUACCCCAGCAAAGUUGAAUGCUCCGAUUCAAUUUACUUCACCCAUGAGAGUAAAAUUAGCACUUAAGCAGCAUCGUGAUGAGAACAAACUUCUUAAAAAAGAAAUAGCAAGUCUCAAAACAGAAAUUGAAUCCAAAUCUGUUCCAGUUAGUGAUCAACUUAACACUGACAUACAAUCUAUAAUGAAGCAAGCUAGUCCCCAAUCUGUUUCACCUUUUAUGAAGCUGUUUUGGCAGGAGCAGUUAAAGUAUAUUGAUACUGCAAAGAAAGGGGUUAGAUACCACCCUAUGCUGAUCAGAUAUUGUUUAAAUCUGGCCUCAAAGUCACCAGCAGCAUAUGAUGACAUUCGUUUUAAUGAAGAAAAGGGGACAGGAUUCUUAAUCUUGCCUAGUCGUCGCCGCCUUCGAGACUACAAAAACUUUAUUCGCCCACAGCGUGGUUUCAACCAUGAAAUCAUAAAAGAGCUUUGCAAUAAAACAAAGAAUUUUUCUGAGAAAGAAAAAUAUGUGGCCAUCUCCUUUGACGAAAUGAGAAUACAGCAGGAUUUGGUUUGGGAUAAGCACACAGGGGAUCUCAUAGGAUUUGUUGACCUUGGUGACAAAGAGCUAAAUGUUGCAACACUGGAAGGAACUGAUGCUCUUGCUAACCAUGUUUUGGUCCUCAUGGUGAGAGGUCUAACCAAUCCUUUCAAAUUCAGUCUUGCAACUUUUGCAACAACAGGAUCCACUUGCUUCCAAAUGUUUCCACUUCUGUGGAAAGCGAUUAGUAUCCUUGAGCUAACUUGUGGCUUAAAGGUAGUUGCUGAAACUUGUGAUGGUGCAUCAUCUAAUCGCAAGUUGUUUAAGAUGCACAAGCUGCUAGAGCCAAAAGAACCAAAAAAGGCAGAUGUUACAUACAAAGUAAGAAAUUUGUUUAGCAGAGAACCACGCAACAUUUACUUUUUCUCUGAUGCCCCGCACCUCAUGAAAACAGCCAGAAACUGUUUUGCUAAUUCUGGUGCAGGUACUGGGACAAGAUUCAUGUGGAAUGAUGGUCACUUUAUUCUUUGGACUCACCUUACCCAGAUGUACAAUGAAGACAAAGAAUGUGGUCUUCAGCUCCUUCCAAAGCUAAAAGAAGAGCAUGUGAGACUAAAUUCUUAUUCUAUUAUGAAUGUGAGGCUUGCUGCUCAGGUUUUAAGUUCAUCAGUCGCUAAAGUGCUAUUUGCAUAUGGUCCUCCGGAAGCUGCUGGAACUGCCAAAUUUUGCUCAAUGAUGGACCAGUUCUUUGACUGCACGAAUGUGCGAAAUAAAAGAGAACAUCCAUUGAAACAGAAGGCAUUCCUGAAACCUUACACAACAACUGAUGAUAUAAGGUUUGACUGGCUCAUCAACUCCUUUCUUGUGUAUUUUGUUGAAUGGAAAAAGUCCAUCCAGGAACGCAAAGGGAGUUUCAAUGACAAGGAGAGGGCAAGUAUGUUUAUCUCCUCUCAAACUUUUGAAGGUUUGAAAAUCACAUGCCAUUCUCUGGUUGAAUGCACUCAGUACCUGCUAUGCAAUGGAGUUGAUUAUGUCCUUUCGGAGCGUUUUUCGCAAGAUGCACUUGAGAAUUACUUUGGCCAACAAAGAAGCUUAGGUAGGCGCAAAGACAACCCCACAUUGAAAGAUUUUGGAUAUAAUGACAAUUCAAUCCGGAAUCAGCUAGCAGUCACACCUAUUGCGGGGAAUGUUGGAGGUGUCAAAUAUGGCCAAAUAGCAAAUUUGAAUAAGAUUGAUGAAACACCAGUUCCUUCACGUCAGACAAAGAGGUUCAAAGAAGCUUAA
Rhopilema esculentum is the source of this 2724-nucleotide messenger RNA. The record is from RefSeq and is a predicted model, not a curated record. Lineage: Eukaryota; Metazoa; Cnidaria; Scyphozoa; Rhizostomeae; Rhizostomatidae.